Messenger RNA from Paramecium tetraurelia, 1065 nucleotides. RefSeq lists its product as uncharacterized. The record is from RefSeq and is a predicted model, not a curated record. Lineage: Eukaryota; Ciliophora; Oligohymenophorea; Peniculida; Parameciidae. The transcript has 4 exons.
AUGCUCAGAGCAAGAGAACCUUUGAUGUUGCAGAACGACCGAAAUAAAUUAUAAAGAAAUAUUUAUUAAUAAAAUAACAGAUUUAUGUUAAAUAAACCAGAGUUGUCAAAGGAAUUGAGUGUUUUCUUGGAAUUGUUGCAUCAAGAUAAGGAGGACUACAAGGGCUACGAGAAUUAUUUGAUUGGCAGUGAUCUCGAUGACAUGGAAAGUAAGAAGGUGGAUCAAUAUGGGAUCUCUCAAUUAUCUAUAGUUAACCUGAGAGCGAAGUAUCGACUCAACGAGACAAUGCCUCUCUUAAUAUUGGGGAUUUGUUUUCUUCAAUUUUUAGAGAUCUAGAAAAUCAAGUGUAUUCUACAUUGUCUCAGCGAAUCAAAUAAUUAUAAGUAAGAUGGUUAUUUAACCUAAAAAAUCAACGAGUUCUCCUUGUAGAACUAGAGUCUCGAAACUAACAAUAAACUAUUGGUCGAAGCUCUCAACUCAUCCCAACAGGAGAUUCAAGUCUUGGCAGCCUCGCACGAAGAAUCAUCGCACAAAUUGAAGAAAUCUAUCUAAGAUUUGAAGAAAUAAUGUGAGGAAUUAAACAAAUCUUUAGUUUACACUUAAUAGAUCAAUUCGAAUUUAUUAUAAUAAAUUGACAGGGAACAAUAAAGCUAUAAGAAGAACGAGGAAGAAUUCAGGGAUGCAUCUCAAAGAUUAAUUAAGAGCAAUUAGGCUUUGCGGUAUAAUAUUAAAUUUGAAAUAGUGAAAUAAUUGUCAAUAUUCGGCAACAUCUCUCCUAUGCACAAGAGUAAAUUGCAAGAGGUCAUUAAAUACUUGACUGAAGGAAGAGAUACGCGACAGACAGAACUCAGGAGUGCCCAUAGUUAAUCCAGAAAACAAAAGGAGAAUAUUAGUCUACAUUAUUCAACCCUCAACAUCAGCAGUUCUAAGAACAAAAAAUCAAUGUCUCCUCAAGGAUUCACAUCCACAAGGAAAUAAUAAGGUGUCAAUGUUCUGGAUAUAAAUUAUUAAAUAUCUUAUAAGGAGUUAUUUUUAAAGAGUUUAAAAGUUACUAAGUAAAAAUGA